Molecule: messenger RNA, 1439 nt
Organism: Chaetura pelagica (chimney swift)
Lineage: Eukaryota; Metazoa; Chordata; Aves; Apodiformes; Apodidae
Gene: TTC1
Product: tetratricopeptide repeat domain 1
Exons: 7
Coding region: 43-915 (290 amino acids)
Molecular function (GO): protein binding
Source: RefSeq, a predicted model, not a curated record
UUUCUCAUUUCUAAAAAUCUAACCCCUUCCAAGGAGUCCAACAUGGAAGAGUUUAAAGAUGCAAGUUCACCUGAAGAGUUACUUAAUCACUUAAAGCUUUCUGAUCAGAAGUCUUCAGAGACUGGCCCCAAAGAUGCACAGAAUCCCCAAAACAUUGAAAGUGGAUAUACACUGUCUUCAGCCAAAGAUCCCACAACAGCAGAUGAGUGUUUCCAUGACUGUCACGAUUCCUUUGAGGCAAAAGAACCUCUGCUGGAUGAUGAAGGGAAUCUACAGAAUGAUGAGAAUAGCUCAAGGAAGCAGACAGAACUAGAUGAAGAAUACUUGCUAGAACUAGAAAAAGAUAUGCCAGAGGAAGAAAAACAGAAAAGAAGAAAGGAGAGCACAACGCUGAAAGAAAAAGGAAAUGAGCAGUUCAAGAAAGGAGACUAUGGAGAAGCAGAAGACUCUUACACGAAGGCUCUGCAGAUCUGUCCAGCUUGCUUCCAAAAAGAUAGGUCUGUUUUAUUUUCAAACAGAGCUGCUGCAAAAAUGAAACAGGACAAGACAGAAGCUGCCCUCAGUGACUGCAGCAAAGCAGUGGAAUUGGAUCCUAACUAUAUUAGAGCUUUGCUGAGGAGAGCAGAAUUAUAUGAAAAAACAGAAAAACUAGAUGAAGCUCUGGAGGAUUAUAAGGCAAUCCUAGAAAAAGACCCAUCAGUUCAUCAAGCCAGAGAAGCUUGCAUGCGAUUGCCGAGACAAAUUGAAGAGCGGAAUGAAAAAUUAAAGAAAGAAAUGUUAGGCAAACUGAAGGAUCUUGGCAAUUUGGUUCUCCGCCCCUUUGGCCUAUCAACAGAAAAUUUCCAGAUAAAACAAGAUUCAUCAACUGGUUCAUACUCCAUCAAUUUUGUUCAAAAUCCAAACAACAACAGAUAACAUGAAUUCAGUCUAGUUCUGCUGGCUUUCAGGCUUCCUGACCAUGUGCUUGCACCUACCAAGAAAAAGAUUCAGCAAAUAUUCUUCACACUCCCCAGGUGAAGAUUAGACUCAAGCACAUUUAUUUCCUUGCUUGUGAAAUUAUUUACAAUGUGGAUGUGAAGCAAGUCAUUUGACUUCUCUUAGUGAUAACUAUGUCCAGUGUGUGGUUUUAUUUUUCUUAUUUUAUUUUUCUUCCCUUGUGGUGUUUGGCUUACCCAACAGUCAGGCUCAUUAUUUUGGCCCAUUUGGUGCUGGCAACAAAAUUCUAGAGAAGAAUUCAGUUGAAUCAAAAUGCUCAAGCACCUGUAGCCAAGAACAAAGCCUAAUGCUGUCUUGGGGAAUUAAUGAAUCUAGCAGAAGAACUUCUCCACACGCUUAGCAGGUGGAUCUGACUGACAUGCAUGGAAGCAAGUCAACUUCUUCUGUGGAAUAAUUUUUCUUUGUAAUAAAGGCUUGGUAUUUCUGUUGGUUUGGUUUGUGAA